AUGGCUACUACGAGCACCAUCAGACCCGGCUUCGACGUAAUCGGCCUCGCCCUCUCAGUAUGGCUCGAACUCAAGGUGACCAUCGGCGACGAGAAAUCCUCUGGAGCGCCCUACAACUGCCGAAUUACCUAUGAAGGACUCGGCAAGGAGGGUGUGUCUCUUGAUCCCAACCAGAACCUCAUCACCCAGACGGCGCUGUACGUCCUGCGCUGUCAUGAGCAACGAGCUUUCCCUUCGAACACGCAUGUCCACAUCGUCAACCCGAUUCCUUUGGGGAGAGGACUGGGAUCCUCUGGAGCGGCGGUGGUCGCCGGUGUGGCGCUGGGGAGCGAGGUAGGCAAGCUAAAUCUUUCCAAGGAUCGGAUCCUGGAUUUCUGCCUCAUGAUCGAGCGGCAUCCGGAUAAUGUUGCUGCGGCGUUGUAUGGUGGGUUCGUGGGGAGUUAUCUGAAGGAACUCAACCCGGAGGACCUCAAGCGGAGGGAGAUUCCCCUUGCUGAGGUGCUGCCGGCGCCGCAGGGUGGCGAGGACACGGGGCUCAAGCCACCUGUUCCGCCGCUGAAUAUUGGCAAGCAUAUUCGUUUCCCCUGGGCGAAGGAGAUUAAGUGCUUGGCUAUCAUUCCGGACUUUGAGGUUGCUACGGCUGAUGCGCGGCGAGUUCUUCCUACUUCGUAUGAGAAGGCGGAUACGAUUUACAAUCUUCAGAGAGUGGCUUUGCUGACCACGGCGCUCGGCCAGAGCCCACCUAACCCAGAGCUCAUUUACGACGGCAUGCAGGACAAGAUCCAUCAGCCGUAUAGGAAGUCUUUGAUCCCUGGCUUGACUGAGAUCCUGCAGUCUGUCACUCCCGCGACACAUCCUGGUCUACUUGGUAUCUGCUUGUCUGGCGCUGGUCCCACUAUUCUGGCUCUGGCCACGCAGAACUUCGAACAGAUUGCGGAUCACUUGGUACAGCAGUUCAAGAAGGAGAAUAUCUCGUGCGAGUGGAAACUCUUGGAGCCGGCUUACGAUGGCCUUACUAUCUCGCAAGAGACUACUUCGCAAGUACCAAGCGGUGGCAUGACAUACGCAGAUGCCGGUGUCUCGAUCGAUGCGGGCAAUGAGCUCGUCAAGUCCAUCAAAGCUGCCGUCGCAUCAACACGCAGACCCGGUGCAGACGCUGAGAUUGGCGGCUUCGGCGGUGCGCUUGACCUCGCCGGCGCAGGAUACCAGGAAGCACCCACACUCAUCCAAGCCAUCGACGGUGUCGGCACGAAGCUCAAGAUCGCCUUCGCCAUGAACGACUUCUCCACCGUCGGCAUCGACCUCGUGGCUAUGAAUGUCAACGAUCUAGUCGUGCAAGGCGCCGAACCCCUGACCUUCAUGGAUUACUACGCCUGCUCGACCCUCAACGUCCCCGACGCCGUCUCCUUCGUCGAAAGCGUCGCCAAAGGCUGCAAAGAAGCCGGCUGCGCACUUGUCGGCGGCGAAACCGCCGAAAUGCCAGGCAUAUACCAAGGCAACGAGUUCGACGCCGGCGGCGCAGCAACGGGCGCCAUCAAAAAGGGCCAAAAAGUCCUCCCGCUCAAAGACGCGAUGCAAGAAGGCGACGUCCUGCUAGGCCUGCCCAGCAACGGCGUGCACUCCAACGGCUUCUCUCUCGUGCGCAAGAUCCUCGAAAAGAAAGACCUCGACUUCACCGCCCCUGCGCCCUGGGACUCGACGAAGACCGUCGGCUCAAGCCUCCUCACCCCGACAAGAAUCUACGUCAAACCGCUCCUCGCCGCCGUGCAGCAAGACCUCCUCCUCGGUAUGGCGCACAUCACGGGUGGGGGGUUGGAAGACAACAUCCCGCGCAUGCUACCCAAGCACCUCGCUGCGGAAGUGGACGCUUCGGCGUGGCCGGUGCCGGAGGUGUUGAUGUGGUUGAAGAAGGCCGGGAAUGUGAGCAGUCGGGAGUUUGCGAGGACGUGGAAUACUGGGUUGGGCAUGGUGAUUGUGGUGAGGGAGGCUAAGGCUGAUGAGGCGACGAGGGUGUUGGAGGGGGCUGGGGAGAAGGUUUAUAGGGUGGGACGGUUGGUGAAGAAGGAGGGGGAGGGGGAGGGGGUUUUGUUGCAGCAGUUUGAGCAUUGGGAUCGGUAG
This is a messenger RNA of Zasmidium cellare ATCC 36951, 2118 nucleotides long. RefSeq lists its product as uncharacterized. Gene Ontology annotation, cellular component: cytosol. Bases 1 to 2118 code for a protein of 705 amino acids. Gene Ontology annotation, molecular function: phosphoribosylformylglycinamidine cyclo-ligase activity; ATP binding; homoserine kinase activity. The transcript has 2 exons. The record is from RefSeq and is a predicted model, not a curated record. NCBI's taxonomy places the organism in Eukaryota, Fungi, Ascomycota, Dothideomycetes, Mycosphaerellales, Mycosphaerellaceae. Gene Ontology annotation, biological process: L-threonine metabolic process; 'de novo' IMP biosynthetic process; adenine biosynthetic process.